Phymastichus coffea is the source of this 1284-nucleotide messenger RNA. Its product is annotated as GDP-D-glucose phosphorylase 1. Gene Ontology annotation, cellular component: cytoplasm. Gene Ontology annotation, molecular function: GDP-D-glucose phosphorylase activity. Gene Ontology annotation, biological process: glucose metabolic process. The transcript is spliced from 5 exons. Lineage: Eukaryota; Metazoa; Arthropoda; Insecta; Hymenoptera; Eulophidae. The record is from RefSeq and is a predicted model, not a curated record. Bases 214 to 1251 code for a protein of 345 amino acids.
CAGUAGAUUUAUUGCAUCACGCGAAGUCUGUGUUAAUUACUUUUAUUUGUCGUGGAAGUACUUUUUUCAGAGCUGUGAUAUAUUAGAUUAUAGUAAUUAGGUUCUAUUAUGCUGUGAUAUUGUACUUGUAUUUUCAAAACUUCAAAUUAUUUAACAUUUUAUUUAAAGGUUAGGGUUGUUCAGUUUUUGUUUGUAAAUAAACAUUGAUCAACAAUGGCAAUAAGCACUAUUGAGCACUUUAAAUAUGAUAAAAAAGAUUUUCACUUUGUAACUAGUAGUGAAAAUGAAGAUUCAAAGUUUGACAUUGUUUUUAAAGAGAGAUGGAGUAAGCUUGAACAAGAUAAUAUCUUACGGUAUUCAGUAGAACAUUUAGAGGAAAAAGUUCUUGAAGGAAAAUAUGGAUUUUUUGCUCAGUUGAAUAUUAAUAGAGCAACUAACCGAAGAAAACCUGAAGAAAUAACAUCAAUGUUCAAACCAUUUGAUCCCAAUAGUUUUAAUUUUACUAAAAUAUUGGACAAAGAAGUAUUAUUUGAUAUUGAUAGUGGGAAUGGUGAUAAUAUCAUUAGUGUCAAUGUUAGUCCUAUUCUUUGGAGUCAUUCUUUAUUAUUACCUCAACGUUUCAAAUGUUUGCCUCAACAGGCAACACUUUACAGCUUCAAAAAAGCUAUUGAAUUACUUUUAUUGAGUAAUUCAGUGAACAUGAGAAUAUUAUUCAAUAGUUUGUGUGCAAAUGCAUCUGUAAAUCAUUUGCACUGGCACUUUUGUUAUCUGAAUCAAAGAAUGUUUCUUGAAACUGCUCCUUUGAGAAUACUUGUGGAUUAUUUAUGCAUCAUUGAAGAUUUUCCUUCCAAAGGAUUUUGUAUAAAAUUUUUAUCUUUCAAAGAGAAAAACAUUGAUGACUUUGUAGCAUAUGCUUAUAAAAUAGUUGCUUACCUGCAACUGAAUGAAAUAGCGCAUAACAUCUACAUUACACGAUCCAAAAGUAAUCCCGAUAAGUUAGAAUUCGACGACAUUCGAAUAUACAUUUGGGCGAGGAGACCCAAUUAUGGAGUAAAAAAUACCAAAGAUUUCAUUAUUGCUGCAUGUGAAGUCUUUGGUCAUUUGCCCAUAAGAACUCAAGAAGGAUACGAUAGUAUUACCGAAGAAUACGUGAGUAAAUGUUUAGAAAACGUUACAACAAAUAUAUUCACGAAAGUGAAGGAGAAGUUAGUAAAAUUUCUCCAGGAAACUGGCGGGUCGACCAGGGAAUAAUAAUGUAACAGUUUCUGAUAUUGAUAGACCAAU